AUGUCCACCAUCUCGAACGAACAGGCAUUCUACUCUACUCCACCAACUACUCUACAACCUUUCGCUUCGCGAAAACUACGCACCUACACCAGCAACCUGUUGAAAGACAUCCAUCUUGAUGGGAAACCCAUCAAAACAAAUGCCUACGACCAACAUCACGUUGUGGCUACUGCCGCACUGCGACAAUGUACAUCCAAACCCAUGUUCUACUCAAGAGGAAGCCAGCCGAGCAAUUGCCGGUACCGGUUUUCCCGCCUUCCGUAUAUUCGCGGAGUUAAGCGCCCCGGUUCUUUCCGACCCGCCUGGCUUUUCCGAACAAACUUCCCUGACAACCAAGUUUUUCCGAGACGCGCGCGAUCCCUUGCGGGAAGUUCUUCCGCCGGAGUAGCGGCGUUCGGAACAACAAAAAGCGGAGCUCAAAACGGUUGUCGGAGAAACUCAUGCAUUGUGCAUGCAGUAACCCUGUGUUAUGGUUGUAUGCGUUAA
Molecule: messenger RNA, 486 nt
Organism: Lachancea nothofagi CBS 11611
Lineage: Eukaryota; Fungi; Ascomycota; Saccharomycetes; Saccharomycetales; Saccharomycetaceae
Source: the annotation of a GenBank genome assembly